Corticium candelabrum is the source of this 894-nucleotide messenger RNA. RefSeq names its product tyrosine-protein kinase receptor TYRO3-like. Gene Ontology annotation, cellular component: signaling receptor complex; plasma membrane. Bases 25 to 894 code for a protein of 289 amino acids. The transcript is spliced from 6 exons. The record is from RefSeq and is a predicted model, not a curated record. Gene Ontology annotation, biological process: multicellular organism development; positive regulation of kinase activity; protein phosphorylation. NCBI's taxonomy places the organism in Eukaryota, Metazoa, Porifera, Homoscleromorpha, Homosclerophorida, Plakinidae. Gene Ontology annotation, molecular function: transmembrane receptor protein tyrosine kinase activity; ATP binding.
CGUUUUAUUGAAGAAGGUCUGCAAAUGAAAGAUUUUUCUCACCCCAACGUUAUGAGUGCUAUUGGCAUUUGCUGGAAUCGAGACAAUCGUGAAAGAUCACCACGCAUUGCUCCUCUCAUUGUCUUGCCUUACAUGGAACUUGGUGACUUAAAAGCUUUUCUCAGAAACAUGCGCUUACAGGAAAUGACAAAUGUCGAAGUCUCGUUGCUGUUAAAGUUUGCUCUACAAAUAGCAAAGGGUAUGGAGUACUUAGCUAGCAAACUUGUUCUCCAUCGAGAUCUUGCCACUAGAAACUGCAUGCUAGAUUGGAAUACAAAUGUACGAGUAGCAGAUUUUGGUUUAUCUCGCGUCCUGGUUGAAGGCAAAGACUAUUAUCGUGUACAAACGCAAAUGGAGCUCCCUCUAAGGUGGAUGGCUCCAGAAAGUUUAAGUCAACGUCUCUUUACUACACAGUCAGAUGUUUGGUCUUAUGGUGUCACUAUUUGGGAAGUCAUGGCUCUUGCAGAAGUUCCAUAUCCUGAAAUUGGUAACCGCGAUGUUCUCUCUUACAUAACAAGUGGUGGAACGAUGUCGCAGCCCAGAAACUGCCCACCAGAAAUAUACAAUAUCAUGAAUCAAUGCUGGCAGAUGGAAGCCAACGAUCGCCCUACAUUCAGCACAAUUGUGAAAGAAAUGGAAUCAUUUCUGACUUUGCACAGAGGCUACUUAACUUUAGAUGAUUCACUUCAGCCGCUGGGAAGUAAAUUCGCCUUUUUCCAGCAAACAGAUAUGGAUGAUGUUGAUGUUACCUCUGCCAAUGAGAAAGAUGUCGACUUGGGGACUCCAACGGAAAGCAGCAGUAUGAAUCAUGACGUUUGUGAUAGAGAGUCUUCUUUAGAAGUGUUAAUGUCAUGA